ACCUAGCACCAUCACUCACCCACUCCCCUGCCUCAACCAAUUCCCAUUCCCUCUAUAAAUAAGCACACUCACCAAUUGUGUCAACUCGCGUCUUGCCCUUCCCUCUCUUUCUAUAUCUCCCUCUCUACCGGAAACCGCUCUCCUUUCGUUGCUAAGGAAAAAUGGCUUCCCACAUCGUUGGAUAUCCUCGUAUGGGCCCUAAGAGAGAGCUGAAGUUCGCUCUGGAAUCUUUCUGGGAUGGCAAGAGCAGCGCUGAGGAUUUGGAAAAGGUGGCGGCUGAUCUCAGAGCUUCCAUUUGGAAGCAGAUGUCUGAUGCUGGCAUCAAGUACAUUCCCAGCAACACAUUCUCAUACUACGAUCAGGUGCUCGAUACCACUGCCAUGCUCGGUGCUGUUCCCCCGAGAUACAACUGGACUGGUGGUGAGAUUGGUUUCUCCACUUACUUCUCCAUGGCCAGAGGGAAUGCCACUCUUCCUGCUAUGGAGAUGACCAAGUGGUUCGACACCAACUACCACUUCAUUGUCCCUGAAUUGGGACCUGAUGUGAAAUUUUCUUAUGGUUCUCACAAAGCUGUUAAUGAAUACAACGAGGCUAAAGCGCUUGGUGUUGAUACCGUCCCAGUUCUUGUUGGACCAGUUUCAUACCUUUUGCUUUCGAAACCUGCCAAGGGAGUUGAGAAAAAUUUCCCACUUCUUUCUCUUCUUGACAAAAUUCUUCCAAUCUACAAGGAAGUGAUUGCUGAGCUGAAGGCAGCAGGUGCUUCAUGGAUCCAGUUUGAUGAGCCUACCUUGGUAAAGGAUCUUGAGUCUCACCAGCUGGAAGCAUUCACCAAGGCUUAUGGAGAGCUGGAGUCAACCUUAUCUGGUGUUAGCACCAUCAUUGAAACUUACUUUGCUGAUGUACCAGCUGCGGCAUACAAGACCCUCACAUCCUUGAGCGGAAUUUCUGGUUUUGGUUUUGAUUUGGUUCGUGGAGCUCAGACUCUUGAUCUGAUUAAGGGUGGUUUCCCUGCUGGAAAAUACCUCUUUGCCGGAGUUGUUGAUGGAAGGAACAUCUGGGCUAAUGAUCUAUCUGCAUCUCUCUCUGAGCUCACUUCUCUUGAAGGCAUAGUUGGAAAGGACAAACUUGUCGUGUCCACAUCCUGCUCACUUCUCCACACUGCCGUUGAUUUGGUCAAUGAGACCAAGUUGGACCAGGAAAUCAAAUCAUGGCUCGCAUUUGCAGCUCAGAAAAUUGUUGAAGUGAAUGCACUUGCAAAGGCAUUGGCUGGCCAGAAGGAUGAGGCCUUCUUCUCUGCCAAUGCUGCUGCUCAAGCCUCUAGGAAAUCAUCUCCCAGAGUGAACAAUGAAGCUGUCCAAAAGGCUGCUGCUGCUCUAAGGGGUUCUGACCAUCGCCGUGCUACAAAUGUUAGCGCCAGACUUGAUGCUCAACAGAAGAAGCUUAACCUUCCAAUCCUCCCAACCACCACUAUUGGUUCCUUCCCACAAACAGUGGAGCUCAGAAGAGUGCGCCGUGAAUACAAGGCCAAGAAGAUCUCUGAGGAGGAGUACGUUAAGGCCAUCAAGGAGGAGAUCAACAAGGUUGUCAAGCUUCAGGAAGAGCUCGACAUUGAUGUUCUUGUUCAUGGAGAGCCAGAGAGAAACGAUAUGGUUGAGUACUUUGGAGAGCAGUUGUCUGGUUUUGCCUUCACAGCAAAUGGGUGGGUGCAAUCAUAUGGAUCUCGAUGUGUGAAGCCACCAAUCAUUUAUGGUGAUGUCAGUCGCCCCAACCCCAUGACUGUUUUCUGGUCCACCGCUGCCCAGAGCAUGACCAAGCGCCCGAUGAAGGGAAUGCUUACUGGUCCCGUUACCAUUCUCAAUUGGUCUUUCGUGAGAAACGACCAGCCCAGAUUUGAAACCUGUUAUCAGAUUGCUUUGGCCAUUAAGGAUGAAGUUGAGGAUCUUGAGAAGGCUGGUAUUACCGUGAUCCAAAUCGAUGAGGCUGCAUUGAGAGAAGGAUUGCCACUCCGCAAGGCAGAGCAUGCUUUCUACUUGGACUGGGCUGUACACUCGUUCAGAAUCACCAACGUCGGAGUCCAAGAUACCACCCAGAUCCACACCCACAUGUGCUACUCCAACUUCAAUGACAUCAUCCACUCCAUCAUCAACAUGGAUGCCGAUGUGAUCACAAUUGAGAACUCGCGAUCAGACGAGAAGCUUCUCUCAGUGUUCCGUGAGGGAGUUAAGUACGGAGCUGGGAUUGGGCCAGGUGUGUACGACAUCCACUCCCCAAGAAUUCCGUCGACUGAGGAGAUUGCGGACAGGAUCAACAAGAUGCUUGCCGUCCUUGAGACCAAUAUCUUGUGGGUUAACCCUGAUUGCGGUCUCAAGACCCGCAAAUACGGAGAGGUGAAGCCUGCACUUGAGAACAUGGUUGCCGCCGCCAAAAAACUCCGAGCCGAACUUGCCAGUGCCAAAUGAGCUCUCUCUAUUUCCCACCUCCGAUUGUUAGAAAAGUCUUUCCUAUAAUAAUUGUUGUUUCCGACAAAGAAGAAAAUUACUUGAUUAGGUGUAGUGUGCCCGCUGGGCGAUUUGUUUGGUUUGCUUAUUAUAUGUUUGGUUAUUUGAAUAUUAAUGUCCGUUUUCUUUUUAAUGUGGAAGAGUUUUAUACUCUUA
This is a messenger RNA of Salvia hispanica, 2654 nucleotides long. RefSeq names its product 5-methyltetrahydropteroyltriglutamate--homocysteine methyltransferase. Lineage: Eukaryota; Viridiplantae; Streptophyta; Magnoliopsida; Lamiales; Lamiaceae. The record is from RefSeq and is a predicted model, not a curated record. Gene Ontology annotation, molecular function: 5-methyltetrahydropteroyltriglutamate-homocysteine S-methyltransferase activity; zinc ion binding.